AUGUCUUUUGAACCUGUCAUGCCUCCUUUCAACUCGAGCGAUCCAUCCGCCAACUUUCUCAGCUCCUCCUGUCUAGACUUCCUACUCAUUGAGCUUGUGCCGUUGGCUUACCGAGUCACUCAUGAUCGAGACUCCAUAACCUCGGAACAAAACAACACAACUGCAGAUGCUACAUCGACAAGCCAUGCGGUCAGCUCUAGCGCUGCUGGAAUGAUGGCCGGUGCUGCGACAAGAAAGGAUGAAGAGGAGGAUCUCGAUGCGGUACAUUAUCGCCUAGAGAUGCUAGGUUACCGAGUUGGCCAGGGUUUGGUAGAGAGGUUCUCGAGGGACCGACCGCGGUUCAAUGACACACUCGACGUCAUCAAAUUCCUUUGCAAAGAUCUAUGGACGCUCGUCUUCGGCAAGAACAUCGAUAACCUCAAGACGAAUCACAGGGGAGUAUACGUGUUAACAGACAACGUCUUCCGGCCAUUUUCACGUAUGAGUACAGAAGCUGGCGGUCAAGCCAUCGUCCGCGCUCAACCGUUCCUGUGGUUUCCAUGCGGCGUUGUAAGGGGAGCUUUGGCUGCUCUUGGAAUCAACACAAGUGUACAGGCCGAGAUCAACGAGUUGCCGGGAGCCGUGUUUCAAAUUAAAACCAUACCAAAUAAGCCUUAG
This is a messenger RNA of Fusarium venenatum, 657 nucleotides long. RefSeq names its product transport protein particle component. Gene Ontology annotation, cellular component: cis-Golgi network; TRAPP complex; trans-Golgi network. The record is from RefSeq and is a predicted model, not a curated record. NCBI's taxonomy places the organism in Eukaryota, Fungi, Ascomycota, Sordariomycetes, Hypocreales, Nectriaceae. Gene Ontology annotation, biological process: endoplasmic reticulum to Golgi vesicle-mediated transport; regulation of GTPase activity.